CCUGGAUGUAAAACUCCAUCAGUCCAAACCUUGGUACAGGCAUGGAUGGGAAGAAAUGCAGCGUGUGGAUGUUUCUACCUCUUGUAUUUACUUUGUUUACUUCAGCUGGCUUAUGGAUAGUGUACUUUAUAGCCGUGGAAGAUGACAAAAUUUUGCCAUUAAAUUCAGCUGCAAGGAAAUCAGGUGUGAAGCACGCUCCGUACAUCAGUUUUGCAGGUGAUGAUCCUCCUGCGAGCUGUGUGUUCAGUCAAGUAAUGAACAUGGCUGCCUUCCUAGCCCUCGUGGUAGCUGUUCUGCGCUUCAUCCAACUGAAACCAAAGGUUUUAAACCCAUGGCUGAAUAUCAGUGGUCUGGUGGCGCUGUGUCUGGCAUCCUUUGGGAUGACCUUACUCGGUAAUUUCCAGCUCACAAAUGAUGAAGAAAUCCAUAACGUGGGGACAUCCUUGACCUUUGGGUUUGGCACACUGACCUGCUGGAUCCAGGCCGCAUUGACACUCAAGGUCAAUAUCAAGAAUGAGGGGCGGAAAGCUGGAAUUCCAAGAGUCGUCUUGUCAGCCGUCAUCACUCUCUGUGUAGUCCUGUAUUUCAUCCUCAUGGCCCAAGAUAUCCAUAUGUAUGCAGCCAGGGUCCAGUGGGGCCUGGUCAUGUGCUUCCUGGCGUACUUUGGCACCCUGGCUGUGGAGUUCCGGCACUACCGCUAUGAGAUCGUGUGUUCCGAGUACCAAGAGAACUUCCUGAGCUUCUCAGAAAGCCUGUCAGAAGCUUCUGAAUAUCAGACCGACCAGGUGUAACCCAUCAGCCUGUCCUUGGGGGAGUGGUGGGUGUGGCAACAGGGGAGGGGCCAGGAGGACACACUCACGGGACUUGACACAUCACCUCACGAUGCUCUUCACACACACGGACACAUACUUAUGGCCACAUCUGACAAGAGAGCUUUUCAGGGCAGGUUAUUUCUUUCUUGAACAAGCACAAGACCUCAUGUACGGAAAUACACACUGUCGCACUGAAAACAUGCACGACAGAGCCAGAAGCUUGUGCAUGAUCACCUCCCCGCCCCCGCCCUCCCA
Messenger RNA from Grammomys surdaster, 1067 nucleotides. RefSeq names its product transmembrane protein 150C (gene Tmem150c). The transcript is spliced from 8 exons. The record is from RefSeq and is a predicted model, not a curated record. NCBI's taxonomy places the organism in Eukaryota, Metazoa, Chordata, Mammalia, Rodentia, Muridae. The coding region runs from base 42 to 791 and encodes 249 amino acids.